Lithohypha guttulata is the source of this 1704-nucleotide messenger RNA. RefSeq names its product FACT complex subunit (gene POB3). Lineage: Eukaryota; Fungi; Ascomycota; Eurotiomycetes; Chaetothyriales; Trichomeriaceae. Gene Ontology annotation, molecular function: nucleosome binding; histone binding; DNA binding. Bases 1 to 1704 code for a protein of 567 amino acids. The record is from RefSeq and is a predicted model, not a curated record. Gene Ontology annotation, cellular component: FACT complex; nucleus. The transcript has 2 exons.
AUGGAGAACUUUGAAAACAUACAUCUGGACCUGUCCAAACAGUCGGGUCGAUGUAGACUUGCAGAAAGUGGUUUAGGAUGGAAGCCCGCUGGUGGCACUGAUCCGUUCACUCUCGACAGCAGUGCGAUCGCAGGUGCACAAUGGUCGCGAGCCUCCAAGGGCUACGAGAUCAAAAUCUUCACAAGGGACAACCAGGUCAUACAACUAGACGGCUUUCAAGAAGAGGAUCACGAUCGCGCUGUGAAAGCUUUCAAAAUAUGGUACGGUGUGAAUGUGGAGAGCAAGGAACACGCCUUAAGAGGCUGGAACUGGGGCAAGACUGAAUUUGGACGGUCAGAACUGGCAUUCAACGUUCAGAACAGACCAGCAUUUGAAAUACCUUACUCCGAAAUCUCCAAUACGAACCUGGCAGGCAAGAACGAAAUUGCCGUAGAAUUCAACUUGGGUGCAGAACCGCAUACAAACGGCACGAAUGGUGUCAAUGGUAACGCUGGCAAGACGAAGAACAGGGGUCGUAAGGCUGCCGCUGCGAGAGAUGAGCUUGUUGAGAUGCGAUUCUAUAUCCCGGGCACAGUAUCGAAGCGCGACGCAAACAACGAGGAUGAAGAUGGUGCUGGUAGCGAUGCCGAGGAGAAGAACGGCGACGACGACCAGGAGAACGCUGCCAACGCUUUCUACGAGACUCUGAUGGAUAAAGCAGAGAUUGGGGAUGUUGCUGGCACCACGUUCGCCACGUUUCAAGACGUGUUACAUCUCACACCUCGUGGCAGAUUCGACAUCGAUCUGUACGAAACCUCCUUCCGACUGCGUGGUAAGACAUACGAUUACAAGAUUCAGUACGACCACAUUAAGAAGUUUUUCCUCCUACCCAAGAACGACGAAAUGCACACUCUUAUUACUCUCGGCCUGGACCCUCCACUACGACAAGGUCAAACAAAAUAUCCCUUCGUGGUCAUGCAAUUGAAGCUCGACGACGAAGUCAACCUAGAUCUCAACAUGACCCAAGAACUGCUGGAAACGAAAUACAAAGACAAACUGGAUGGUCACUACGAAGCUCCCAUACAUCAUGUUAUCGCAAAGGUAUUCAAAGGACUCUCAGGCAAAAAGAUCAUAAUGCCUUCUAAAGACUUCACGUCACACCACAACAUGAAUGGUGUGAAGUGCUCCAUCAAGGCCAACGAAGGUCUUCUCUACUGCCUCGACAAAUCAUUCAUGUUCGUACCGAAACCAGCCACAUACAUCUCUAUCGAGCAAGUAUCGAAUAUCACAAUGUCCCGAGUUGGUGGUGCACUGGCUGCUAGUCGCACCUUUGACAUCACCAUCAGUCUCAAGAGCGGAGGCGGCGACCACCAGUUCUCUAACAUCAACAGAGAAGAACAACAGCCGCUAGAGGACUUUUUCAAAGCAAAGGGUAUUAGAUUCAAGAAUGAAAUGCUGGAGGAAUCAUCGACACUUCUCAAAGCUGCCAUGGACCAAGAACUCGCCAGUAGUGAAGACGAGGAGGGUGUCAACAGAGGCAGUGCCGAUGAAGAUGAUGAGUCGCCAGACGAGGACUUUCAAGCUGGAUCUGAUUCUGAUGUUGCGGAGGAAUUCGAUUCUGAUCAUGAGUCUUCAGGAGGUUCCGAUGCGGAGAUGGAGGAUGCUGAUGGUGAUGAUGGAGAUCAGGAGGAGGAAUCUCGGCCGAAAAAGAAGGCUAAGACUUGA